UGGAAAGUACAAAUAUUUUGUAAUUUGUUUUUAAAACAACUAGAGCUCCGAUUAAAUUAUUUCAAAGCAAAUUUAAAAGGCUUAGAUGGUUAAUAUUUAUGCUAAGUGUACGCUUUAACACCUGAGCAAAGCCAAUGCCUUUGUCCAAUUGGAAAUCAGCUGUUAUAUUGGGACCAAAAGGGAAGUUUCCCAAAGAAAGAAAUUGGAUUUCAUUGAAAGGGAAAUCCAUUCAAUGUUGACAAAUUCAAUUCUGAGUGAAAACUAAAUUUUUUUGUAAACUGAAGGUAACUUUGAUUGAUCAGCCAUUAGAAACAACCGAGGAACAACAGCAUCUAAUGUGCUGUGAUUCUUUUUGAUACAAAAAGAAUCGCUAGUUGCGAGCAGCAAGUGCCCAUAGCCAUGUCCGCAUCUCGAAAGGAUUCCAGCCGGCGGUGGCUGUGAUGGGACGCUAGUUUGUGGCCAGAAUGUGGCCAGCCGCCCUCUCCCGCCUGUUGAGACGCCGAAUUUUGUAUAUUGUUCUGGUGGUGCUUCCCCUCAUCUACGGAUUUGGACACCUCUUCAAUCGGGAUUCCUUUUCCGGGCUGCACUAUGAUGAGUACCUGGUGCAGCGGACUCGACCUCUACUAUGGUCGCAGCAGAUCUUAGCGCCCGAGGAGCACCUUAAUCGCACGCGUGGCGAUCCGGAUGGGCGCUGCCGCAACUCUGUCCAGGGCCGCCGUCUGCUGGCCGAUGAACGUGGAUUUGUGUGCCGGCGUGAGGAAGUACUAACCAGUGGCUGCUGUAAUCCAGAGCUUCCCGGCAUUGGAUACUAUAGCUGCCGCACCUGCAACACCACUACCCACUGCUGUGGCGUGUACGAAUACUGCGUCUCCUGCUGCCUUCAUCCUGGACAGCAACCACUGCUGGAGCGCGUUCUGCAGGCACCCAAUACGCCAAAAUACAUCUUUGCCAGCGUGACAGAUCACUUCGAGCUGUGCCUGGUCAAGUGUCGGACAAAUUCGCACUCUGUGGAGCAUGAAAACAAGUACCGUGAUCCAACGGCCAAGCAUUGUUAUGGUCUCACCGAGGCACACGAAUCUCAGCGAGAUGUGGCGCCUCAGGGAGCAAGUAAAAGCUGACCACUGCAGCUCCUCCACGGCCCAAUGCGAUGACAUUUCUUCUGUACAAAGUUGUUGGCCGGAAUGAUGAGCUUUACCUCGAACUAGAAAGUUAUUGGUUACCCAUUUAGCUGGUUCGUUGGCAUUAUUUUAAGUAAGUCAGGGAUCGCUUUAGGCUAGCAGCAAUACCAUUAUUUUUGUGUCUUCGGAAAGGACAAAAUCAAUUACUACUCCUUAUAUAGUACAAGUUUUUCUGUUUGUUCUUUUUUUUGCUUUAACUUUACGGUAAGCAAAAUUAUAAACGAAUUUAGCUGAUAGCUUAAAGAUUAUAAGACGAUUUUGUAAAUACAUCAGGAUAUAGCUCUCUCUAGUGGUAUAUUAUCCGAUAUGUAAUAGUUUUUAUUUUAUUUAUGGACUGGCAAUAUUGUAAAUAUUCUAAUUUAGCCAUAGAAAAGUGCAAUUUAUACCUAAUUUUUCUAUGUUUAACAUUGGUUUUUAGUAGCAAGGGAUAAUAUGCCCAUCAUAGGACAUCUCUCUAUUGUUGUCAUUAAAUAGGUGUAAGAAAAUAAAUGCUUUUUUAUCAAAUGAAAGAAAACUAUUUAAAU
This is a messenger RNA of Drosophila eugracilis, 1702 nucleotides long. Its product is annotated as SREBP regulating gene protein. Bases 465 to 1118 code for a protein of 217 amino acids. Lineage: Eukaryota; Metazoa; Arthropoda; Insecta; Diptera; Drosophilidae. The record is from RefSeq and is a predicted model, not a curated record. The transcript has 2 exons. Gene Ontology annotation, biological process: positive regulation of SREBP signaling pathway.